AGGUGUCUUGUAUUCACGCAAAUGAGCAAAAUGCUGGACAUUCUUGAAGCCUUUCUUAAUUUGAACGGACACACGUAUCUUCGUCUCGAUGGAAGCACAGGCGUCGAUCGACGGCAGAGGCUCAUGGAUAGGUUCAACAACGACCCCAAACUCUUCUGCUUCAUUUUAAGCACACGAAGCGGAGGGUUGGGGAUAAACCUUACUGGAGCGGAUUCGGUUAUCUUCUAUGACAGCGAUUGGAACCCUGCCAUGGACGCCCAGGCACAAGAUCGGGCCCACAGAAUAGGGCAAACCAGGGAUGUUCAUAUUUAUCGUUUCGUUACAGAGCACACGAUCGAAGAAAAUAUUCUAGUUAAGGCACAGCAGAAGCGUAAUCUU
Molecule: messenger RNA, 378 nt
Organism: Phaeodactylum tricornutum CCAP 1055/1
Lineage: Eukaryota; Bacillariophyta; Bacillariophyceae; Surirellales; Neidiaceae
Exons: 1
Cellular component (GO): Swr1 complex
Molecular function (GO): histone binding; ATP hydrolysis activity
Source: RefSeq, a predicted model, not a curated record